Molecule: messenger RNA, 6259 nt
Organism: Oncorhynchus mykiss (rainbow trout)
Lineage: Eukaryota; Metazoa; Chordata; Actinopteri; Salmoniformes; Salmonidae
Product: lysine-specific demethylase 4A
Biological process (GO): chromatin remodeling; regulation of gene expression
Cellular component (GO): nucleus; chromatin
Molecular function (GO): histone H3K9 demethylase activity; histone H3K36 demethylase activity
Source: RefSeq, a predicted model, not a curated record
CUCCUUCAUCCUUGUAAACAAACACAUUGAGCAUGCGUACGACACUGGCGUAAUGGAGGUCUAUCUUCCUUGACCACGGUGAUUUGUUAACAAAUCGUCUUCUGUUUUUAAAGAUUUGGAGCGAGCAUUCAGUCAUUACUUGGUUGGCUUUUUGUUUGCAGAUCAGAGCAACUCUUCUUUGAGGAUGGCGACAGACACUGCGUCCCAGCAGACUCCUGGCUCCAGGAUUAUGACCUUUCACCCUACCAAGGAAGAGUUUAAGGACUUCAGCCGUUACAUCGCCUACAUGGAGUCACAGGGAGCACACCUAGCUGGAAUGGCUAAGGUUAUUCCACCAAAAGACUGGAAGCCUAGACAUACUUAUGACAUAGAUGACCUGGUGAUCCCUGCUCCUAUACAGCAGGUGGUGACUGGCCAGUCAGGUCUCUUCACACAGUACAACAUCCAAAAGAAACCCAUGACUGUCCGAGAGUUCCGCAAGACUGCCAACACAGACAAGUUCUGUAAUCCCCGCUAUGUGGAUUUUGAGGAGCUGGAGAGAAAGUUCUGGAAGAACCUGACUUUUAACCCGCCUCUCUAUGGAGCAGAUAUCAACGGAACCCUCUACGACCCAGAUGUGACAGAGUGGAACAUUGGUCAUCUGAACACUAUCCUGGACACUGUGGAGAGGGAGAGUGGGAUCAAGAUAAAGGGAGUGAACACUCCUUACCUAUAUUUUGGCAUGUGGAAAAGCACCUUUGCCUGGCACACUGAAGAUAUGGAUCUCUACAGCAUCAACUACCUGCACUUUGGAGAGCCCAAGUCCUGGUAUGUUGUUCCCCCUGAACAUGGGAAGAGAUUGGAACGUCUUGCUAAAGGGUUCUUUCCUGGGAGUGCUCAGAGCUGUGAAGCUUUCCUGCGGCAUAAGAUGACUCUUAUCUCACCCUCCAUCCUGAAGAAAUAUGGCAUACCGUUUGAAAAGAUAACCCAGGAGGCAGGCCAGUUCAUAGUGACCUUCCCAUUCGGUUACCACGCUGGUUUCAACCAUGGCUUCAACUGUGCUGAAUCCACUAACUUUGCCACACAGCGAUGGAUCGAUUAUGGCAAAAUAGCCACACUGUGCUCGUGUCGUAAGGACAUGGUGAAGAUCUCCAUGGAGAUAUUUGUGAGGAAGUUCCAACCAGACCGCUACAAGGCCUGGAAGGCAGGGAAGGACAACACUCCUAUUGACCACUCCAAGCCCACGCCAGAGGCUGCUGACUUCCUGAAGACAGGGGAGCCUGGGAAGGAGGGUCCAAGCCGCAGCGAGGCCCCUGACCAGGAGAAUACCCCAUGCACCACCACUCAGGAGGAGAAGAGCCCGAAGGUUGGGAAAAAGCGCCAGCGAGGAGGAGCUGUGGAGGCAGCAGAGGAUGGAGACACUGAGCAGGUUGAUGAAGAGGAGGAGGAGGAGGAGGAGAGAGAGGUGGACCAGAAGAAAGCAAAGCUUGUCCAGGAGGAGAAGGGACACAGUCUGGCACACAAAGUGCUAAAGGCAGAGGAUGUUAAAAAAGAGCGAACAAAGCCACCACUCAACGCAAAGACCAACCGAAACACAAACGCCAGCCGAAAGCUAGCACUUCAGAUGAAAGCCAAAAUCUCUCUUAAAUCCACUCCAAUUAAGUCUCAGCCACAGACUAACAGUCAGUCAACCCAACCAGCGGCCCCAGAACCCUCCCCACAGAGCUCAGAGAAGGCCGGCCCCAGUGAGGAUGUGAAGCCUCCAGCCAGCAGCUCCAGCCCUGUCCACCCAGCCAGCAGCUCCAGCCCUGUCCACCCAGCCAGCAGCUCCAGCCCUGUCCACCCAGCCAGCAGCUCCAGCCCUGUCCACCCAGCCAGCAGCUCCAGCCCUGUCCACCCAGCCAGCAGCUCCAGCCCUGUCCACCCAGCCAGCAGCUCCAGCCCUGUCCACCCAGCCAGCAGCUCCAGCCCUGUCCACCCAGCUAGCAGCUCCAGCCCUGUCCACCCAGCCAGCAGCUCCAGCCCUUCCCACCCAGCCAGCAGCUCCAGCCCUUCCCACCCAGCCAGCAGCUCCAGCCCUUCCCACCCAGCCAGCAGCUCCAGCCCUUCCCACCCAGCCAGCAGCUCCAGCCCUUCCCACCCAGCCAGCAGCUCCAGCCCUUCCCACCCAGCCAGCAGCUCCAGCCCUUCCCACCCAGCCAGCAGCUCCAGCCCUGUCCACCAGCUCUUUCAGAGGACCCUGUGCCCUGCAGACGUGCUGCACGUCCACAGCUACGCCAAGGGAGACUACGGCGAGGGAGAGACCAGGGAGGGCAAGGAGGAGAGGUGGAACGAUAGUAGUGAUAGUGAAGGAGAGGAACUGGAUGACAGCAAGAGGGCAGAAGAUGGAGAGGAUGAUGGCGCUGUGCCCAGAAAACAGGGGACGUUGCCUUGUCACCAGCGUCUGAUUAAAGACAACAUGAGUGACGAGGAGCUGCCAGAGCAGCCCCCAGUAGACGAGGAUGGGCUAGAGGGAGAGUCGUGGGCCAAGCCCCUGGCCCACCUGUGGCAGAACAGACCCCCCAACCUGAAGAAAGAGAAGGAGUACAACCGUUGCAUGGGCCUCCAGGCCCCAUACUGCUCUGUGUGCUCACUCUUCCAGGCAUUCCAGCAGGCGGAGUGUGCUGAUGACGGUACGGACCCUCCAGUGGUGCUGCCUGGAGGCAGGCUGAGAACCAAGCCUCUGAUCCCUGAGAUGUGUUUCACCACCACCACGGAGCCAGAGGAGGGCGCUGAGGAGAAGGAACCUGCCCCUCCGGCCCCCACCACCCCUCACCUGGAGCCAGACGGCACCAGCCUGCUCAUCAGCUGCUCCCACUGCAGCGUCCGCGUACACACCAGCUGUUAUGGCGUGGAUCCAGAGAGUGUGACUAAGGACUGGAAGUGUGCUCGCUGUAAGGCCAAUUCCAUGACUGAGAGUUGCUGUUUGUGUUUGUUGAGGGGGGGUGCCUUGCAGAAAGCCAACAACAACAAGUGGGUCCAUGUGCUGUGUGCAGUAGCAGUGUUGGAGGCUCGCUUUGUGAACAUCACUGAGAGAAGCCCUGUGGAUCUGAGUGGGAUUCCUCUACAGAGGUUUAAACUGAAAUGUUACUACUGUAAGAAGCGGAUGAAGAAGACAUCCGGGUGCUGUGUGCAGUGUUCCCAUGGCCGCUGUCCUACGGCCUACCACCCUACUUGUGCCCAGGCCGCUGGGAUCCUCAUGCAGCCAGACGAGUGGCCCUUUGUGGUCUACGUCACCUGCUGCCGGCACAAGGGCCCUAUUCCGACAGAGCGUAACAAAGCAGCCAUGCAUGAGCUCACCGUGGGAAGGAGGGUGAUCUGUAAGCACAAAAAUGGCCGCUACUACCAGUGUGACGUGGUGCAGCUGUCCAAGGAGACGUUCUAUGAGGUCAAUUUUGAUGACGGCUCCUUCAGUGAUAACCUCUUUCCCGAGGACAUCGUGGGCCGGGACUGUGCCCAGAUAGGCCCCCCUCCACAGGGGGAGAUGGUGCAGGUCCGCUGGACAGAUGGUCUGGUCUACGGGGCCAAGUUUGUGGCUGCUCACAUCAUCCAAAUGUACCAGGUGGAGUUUGAAGACGGGUCACAACUAACAGCCAAGAGAGAUGAUGUCUAUACCCUGGAUGAGGAGCUGCCUAAGAGAGUCAAGUCAAGACUGUCCAAGGCGUCAGACAUGCGUUUCGAUGGGAUCUUUGAGGACAAGGAGGCCAUCCAGCAGUCGAAGAGGCAGAGAGUGAUCAACUCACGGUACAGAGGGGACUACGUUGAACCUGUGAUCUACAGAGCCAUCAUGGAGUAGCCUGCCAACUACAGCAUGGAGUAGCCUACUCUUCCAACAAACCACCAGCACUGAUAUUCCUGAUCUGGACUUCUCACUUUACCUGAAUUUAUCCACUGACUGAGUGAGUGUAGCUCUGACUAAAGGACUUCCUCUGAAAAUAACUUUCCAACCCCUAGUUUGGACUGUUUUCUUUUUUCUUACGUUCAUCCCUUCAUAAUUUACAGCAUUAUGCGCCAGUUUCCCGGACACUGAUUAAGCCUAGUCUUGGACUGAAAAGCCCUUUCAUUGGAUAUGCUUUUUAUGCUACGCUUAACCUGUCCUGGAAACCGGACCCAAUUGUUAUUACUUUUAUGUUUUUUUUGACUGUGAUCAAGGAUUGAAGAUCAGGCCACCUUCUCCACUCGGUUAUAGGUUAUAGAAGCCGGGAAGAAACUGCCAUCCAUGUCACCUUUUAUGCCAUCCUGCUAGUGCCCAGUAGCUGUAACUCGUCUCUUGAAUGGAAGCGAUUUUGGACCAUGAAUUUUGCUUCCAAACAAGAUGUAGCUUUCUAAUAAUAAUAGUAACAAUCCACUCAAUAGAACUGUGGCAGGAAUGACUUCCUGAAGGGAGUGAAGCAGACAAGUUGCUGCCACUCAUCCUCAUAAACACUGAUUACAGUGUUUUCUGACUUGCAAUUUCACUGAAUGUUGCCAGUUGUUCCUUUAUGUACAUCUAUUUAUUUUCCUAUGUCGUUUUUCAGGGUGCUACUUGCACCUAUGUUUGAUUUUAAGGAGGUGCAAUGCCAUUUUAGUAACUAAUACCACCUCCUCUUAGCAGAGUCACACUGUUGACUGCAUUCCUAAACAUUAUAUUUUGUAGGAACGCGUUGAAUAUAGCUUUUUCCAUUUUUAGAGUUGUUUUUUACCAGUGUAUUUAUUAUACUGUGCUUGAAGAAAGUAACCUCUGCAAUGCAGACAAUUUGUCAGUUGCAAUGGUGAAGAGGUUCUGGACUGAUUCUGAUCGAUGUUCUAUUUUUGCUAUAUAGAUGAAUUGGAAAUAACCCAUUCAGAAUUGCUAUGGGCGCUCCCUUUUUAUCCAAGUUGGUUCUUUACUCUUUAAAUGAACAUUGUGCGUUGCACUUUUAUUCAAGCCCAUUUUGAGAGGACAGUUUAAUAGUUGUGUGCUACCAUUUGCUAUUUUUGUAAAAAAAAAAAAAUUAAAUAAUAUUGUACAUUUUAUAAGAUCUUAUGCAUUGUGUCCCACCACGCUUCUCCACUCGGCCAUGAUCAUCAACCAUAAUGCACUUAUUAAUUAAGGAUAAGGUGGCCUUCAGAUUGUCUGUUAUAUUCCUCUAAACUGCUGUUAUCUUGAGUAUAGGGAUGCCACAUUCUGGUAACUUUCCCAGGUUUUCCAGAAAUCCUGGCUGAAAUUUCCCUGCAAUCAGGAUGAAAUAAGCAGGAAAUCCGUAAGUCCUUUUUAAAUAAGAUUUCUGGGAAUUUUGAGAGUUUUCUGAAUUUUGCAACCCUACUUGAGUGUGAGUGACACCUAAUAUAUGAGUUAGGAAGCUAUAGAGGCUCACAGAAGUACCACUAAGCAAGGGGUUUAUAUCAUCAGCAUUCAACAGUAUGGAAAUACUUAUGAUGACUUAUAAUACAUGGGGGGGAAAUACAGGUUUUCUAUCAAAAAGCCUAUUUUAUUGCUUUGUUUUAUAAUGAUACACAUUACAUUCACAGUCGGGAAGACACUGAGAUGUAAUUCUAAUAAGUAGUUUAUUUAAAGAUAUAAGCCGUUGACGCAAGGGAUCUUGUUUGUGCCCCAAAUGGCAGCAUAUUCCCUAUAUUGUGCUCUACCUUUGACCAGGGACCUGGUCAAAAGUAGUGCACUAUAUAGGGAAUGGGGUGCCAUUUGGGACUGAUCCCUGGCCUGUUCAUGUGACCUUUUUUCCUUUCUGUGAAAAAUGUACUACCAUUCAUGCAUUUUGUAAAGAUGAUAAUUUUGUUUCAGUAAAAACAUUUUUGGCUUGCAUAUUGUCAUUUAUUGGUGUUGAUCUUUGUUUCAUGUUUAAAUGUUUUUAUGAUAUUUAUGACUGCUAAACAGUUCAUGAUCUUAUGACUGAUUAAACAAUGUUUGACAUAUAUUUAUGACAAUGACUGAAGGUUGUAGUAACAGUGUAGUGUAAUAACUUAGUCUUUACAAGACCCCACUGCAUACCUCAAUGACAGUAGUAGUAUCUAACUCCAUAGCAAGUAAAUUGUCAGCUAAACGGUGCUGUCCUUGAAGUUCAGUGUUGGGGAGUAGUGAACUACAUGUAGUUCAACUAAUAAUUAAACAUUUUACAGUAGCUUGGUGGUAGUUCAACUAAAUUCAAAUAUGGGUGGUGUUUUCAGUAGUUAGCUUUUUUUGCCAUGUAGCUGUGUAGUUAACUACUGGAACUGCACAGAACUUUUUUUUGCAAAAAUAAAAUAUGGGUUAAGUUGGCAAUAA